AUGUCCCCGGCCUGGCUGCAUUGCAUUAUCAAACUGGGCGGCAAGGAUAUGCCCCCCAAGCUGGCCAUCUGGCUCGAGAUGACCAAGUGGUUUGACUUGAACUACUACUGCGUUGUGCUGGAGGUUGGCUUGGAGACAAACUUCAGACUUGUGUCGGAUUGCAUCAUCUCUAAGUUUGAGGAGGGCAAGGCGGGGGGUUACCUUGCAAGGCUGGUCAUCGUCGGCUCCGUCACGUUCCUCGACUCAAUAGCCCCGCUGGCGCCGAAGUCGAGCAUCAAGCUUUCCCUCAACCUUGACGGCACCGCCGCGCUGAGAUCCACACCUUGGUGCCGUUAUACAAUCACCUGCUCACGGCGCUCGCACAAGGGACUCGCUCACCGAUCUGACCUUGAGAUCGACAUGCACUACAUGGUUGAAAACGUGGCCAUCGUGCUCGGCCAGGGGAUUCGGCAGGCUUUGGGCGAACGGUCUGAAAUCUCCCGCUUCGGCGACGCGCUCGUGCAGGCCGCCGGUGCCCGCCUGGUCGUGGAGCUCUUUGCCACACCAAAGGCGCUCAAGCAGUACCACAAUCUUAUCACCUCGCAGGGCUUUGUCGCCAUGUACCGUCAGUUCCCGACCCUGGUCAAGGACGUCUUCGGCACCAAGCCGAGUCUCAUUGCCAUCCUAGAAGAGGUCAUGCUCUCCUCGACCGGGUCAAUCUCCCAUCUCCCCAUCACGGUAGAAGCGACGCCAACAGAUGUGCGCGCCCGCGCCUUGGCUGUUAGGCUGCAGGUGCUUGCUGCCAACGUCAAAGGCAAGGACCUCCUAGUUGCCUAUAACUUGGCCUGUCUAGGCAAGCCAAUGGCGUGGCUGUUCGGCAACGAGGUGCGUAGGCUCGACAACGACAACCUCGCGAUUGCCGGCGCCGCCAUCACCAUGUCGGUCUAUGGCAGCGCCGAAUCCAUGAACCUUGCCAUAGCGGCAUCCAACUGCCUAUACAAGAGCGCCUUCGCCCAGCGCAGCUAG
Molecule: messenger RNA, 1005 nt
Organism: Phialemonium atrogriseum
Lineage: Eukaryota; Fungi; Ascomycota; Sordariomycetes; Cephalothecales; Cephalothecaceae
Exons: 5
Coding region: 1-1005 (334 amino acids)
Biological process (GO): RNA processing; L-histidine biosynthetic process
Molecular function (GO): imidazoleglycerol-phosphate dehydratase activity; RNA methyltransferase activity; RNA binding
Source: RefSeq, a predicted model, not a curated record